Molecule: messenger RNA, 1482 nt
Organism: Tribolium madens (black flour beetle)
Lineage: Eukaryota; Metazoa; Arthropoda; Insecta; Coleoptera; Tenebrionidae
Gene: Got1
Product: aspartate aminotransferase, cytoplasmic
Exons: 7
Coding region: 153-1391 (412 amino acids)
Biological process (GO): L-aspartate biosynthetic process
Cellular component (GO): cytosol
Molecular function (GO): L-aspartate:2-oxoglutarate transaminase activity; pyridoxal phosphate binding
Source: RefSeq, a predicted model, not a curated record
AAACGUCCUGUCAAAAUCUUGUGCGCAGCUCCACGUGCCCUUGAAACCCUCUCAGGUCAAAAAGGUUAACUCAAUCAAAUCUAUGAUAAACUUUUAAUACUCAAAACACUGCAAAUUUUCGGCGUUUCACACCGUGACCGCGCUCAGUGAACAUGUCGAGAUUCGCCAAAGUCGAACAAGGGCCCCCUAUCGAGGUUUUCGCCUUGAAUCAACAAUUUGCGGCCGAUAAGGACCCGAACAAAGUCAGUUUGGGGGUUGGAGCCUAUCGUACUAAUGAGGGUCAACCUUGGGUUUUACCAGUGGUUCGCGAAGCUGAAAAGAUCCUCGCUGCUGAUGAGAAACUAAACAAGGAGUAUUUGCCGGUUUUGGGCUUGGAUACUUUCAGCUCGGCGGCGACUCAGAUGCUCCUGGGGGCUGAUAGUCCCGCCAUCAAGGAAAAUCGGGCUUUCGGAGUUCAAUGCCUGUCCGGCACGGGCUGUCUCCGCGUCGGGGCCGAGUUCCUCGCCCGCACCGUCGGUUACAAAACCUUCUACGUUUCUUUGCCCACAUGGGAGAACCACAAAUUAGUAUUCACCAACGCCGGCUUCAACGACAUCAAAGAGUACAGAUACUGGUCAGCGGAGUCUCGCGGUCUCGACCUCAAAGGCUUCCUGGAAGACCUCAACAAAGCCCCCGAAAACUCAGUCAUAAUCCUGCACUCCUGCGCCCACAAUCCCACUGGAUGCGAUCCCACUCAGGACCAAUGGGCCCAAAUCGCCGACAUUAUGGAAAAAAGGAAACUGUUCCCCUUUUUCGAUUCUGCGUAUCAGGGAUUUGCCUCAGGGGAUUUAGAGAAGGAUGCGUGGACUGUCAGAUAUUUCGUCAGUCGAGGAUUUGAGCUUUUGUGUGCGCAGUCUUUCGCCAAGAAUUUCGGGUUGUAUAACGAACGUGUGGGGAAUUUAACUUUUGUCACCAAAACCACCGAUGUUAUCCCCAAAGUCAAGUCACAGGUGACUUUACUUGUCCGGGGGAUGUACUCAAACCCGCCUAGUCAUGGUGCUAGAAUCGUAGCACACGUCCUAAGCGAUCAAAAAUUGUUCGAACAAUGGAAAGGCUGUAUUAAAACGAUGGCAACGAGAAUUAUCGAGAUGAGAAAAGCUUUAAGAGCGGCUUUGGAAAAACUAAAUACUCCAGGGGAUUGGAGUCAUAUUACGUCGCAAAUUGGCAUGUUUUCGUAUACGGGACUUAAUGAAAAACAGUCCUUACACAUGAUUGAGAAACACCACAUCUACAUGCUGAAAUCGGGGCGUAUUAGCAUGUGUGGAGUCACUCCCGGGAAUGUCGAUUACGUGGCCAAAGCAAUUUACGAAACUGUAACAAAUUGUCGCCAAAACUUGGGAAACAAACUUUGAAAAUGCUCAAGGACAGACUAAUUUAUGAAAAGUAUUAUAUGGUUUUUUACAAUGAUGGGCAAGAAAAGGUUAAAAUAAAUGGUAAUAAGUG